This is a messenger RNA of Saitoella complicata NRRL Y-17804, 636 nucleotides long. RefSeq lists its product as uncharacterized. Gene Ontology annotation, biological process: CDP-choline pathway. The record is from RefSeq and is a predicted model, not a curated record. The annotation marks the transcript as partial. Gene Ontology annotation, cellular component: nuclear envelope. The transcript has a single exon. NCBI's taxonomy places the organism in Eukaryota, Fungi, Ascomycota, Saitoellomycetes, Saitoellales, Saitoellaceae. Gene Ontology annotation, molecular function: choline-phosphate cytidylyltransferase activity; phosphatidylcholine binding.
AAGGAACUUCCUCCAAAAGCGCCGCAAUAUCCCAUGAACCCACCUCCCGAGGGCCGCCCGGUCAGAGUCUACGCCGAUGGUGUGUUCGAUAUGUUCCAUAUGGGCCACAUGCGACAACUGGAGCAAGCAAAGAAGGCUCUUCCUAACGUCACCCUCAUUGUCGGAGUUUGUAAUGAUGAAGACGUACACCUCUAUAAAGGACGCACUGUCAUGUCAUACGCCGAGCGUCUCGAGACAAUUCGUCACUGCAAAUGGGUCGAUGAAGUUGUCGAUGAUGCUCCCUGGAUCAUCACACCUGAAUACAUGGAAAAGCAUCAGAUUGACUACGUUGCUCAUGAUGAUAUUCCGUACGUCUCUGCUGGACAAGAAGACGUAUAUCUACCGAUCAAGAAACUGGGCAAGUUCCUUACCACCCAGCGAACGGAGGGCAUCAGUACAAGCGACCUCAUUACCCGAAUUGUGCGAGACUACGAUCAAUACGUUCUCCGCAACCUCAGUCGCGGUAUCGACCGCCGCGAGCUCAACGUGAGUUUGUUUAAGAAGAACGAGCUUGAACUCAAGAAGAACAUUAGCGAACUUCGCGAAGUAAUCCGCAACAAUUGGCAAUCAACCUCUCAGGACGUGAGGGCACUGUUC